AUGAGGAGGACUACGGAAUAUACAAUCGUGGGCCCUCCGCGGGACCCCGUUGGUCAAUCUCCUCCAUCUGCCUCAAAGUCUCUACCGAUUCGAAGGGACUCCAAGACCCAUUCUGCUAAUCUGCGCAACCUCUAUCGCAUCUCUGCCCAAUCCAUCAACGAGACCCAAUCUUUGCAUCAAUCCUCGCAGCCACCACUUUCUGCAGCGUUACCGAUUUCACCUCAAUUGCCCCCUACACCGCCAGGCGCAAGCGGAGGCGAUAUAGCCACAACCCCGGCUGCAGAUGAAGCCACCUCAGAGGCUGCUAUGUUUAGGUCCGCGCUGGUAACACCAAUCAAUCAGAAUAGUCCUCCAACUCCGGACAAUACUCCUCCACGUGAGAGAAAGCUUUCUUUGGUCCGUCCCUUCCUCGGGACUCAACCUUCAAUUGCGUCCACCCGUACCGAGUCCUUCACGACCGCACAAGAAGAUCUUCGGUCCGAGCCUGAGUCCGACACCCACUCGCAGUGUAAUGACCGUGGAUUUGACUGGCCUCUAUCCUCCGUAAACCAAAUUGGAGCCGCGGCGCACAGAAGUCGAUAUCAUAAACUGGGACGAUCUCCUUUGAUUCAUGCCUACGAUGGACUGAAUUCCCCGACAUCUGAUUCCGAACCACUUUUCAAUGCCGAAAGAAAAGAGGUGGUCAAUCUCAAAUCUCUGGAAACAGAGCCUGUUGUUCGUGCAAGCCCUUUAUCCAUGAGUGCCCGUUCUGUCUCCAAUAACGUUCAGGACGUCCUAAGGGACCCCAAGAUUAGCCAGACUGGCGAGCCAAGACCAUCACAACAAGGCAGGAAAGAGAACAACGUGGAUUUGACUGAGACAACACAUGAUGGUUUGAAAAGAGGCAAAAGCUUGCGCGACAGACUCCUCGAAGCACAAACACAAGAUGCAUCUGCCUCGACUGAACGAUUUGCAAAUAUAAUCGGAUGGAAUAACUCGGUGCCUAUCAUUGAUUCUCCAGAUGUUGUAGCUCGACAAGACAUUGAGGAGACUCGACGUUUUUCGGGAAUUUCUACCGCAUCGACCAUUGAGGCAUACGUAUUCGAGCAGAGUCCACUCCCAAAGAGGGCCACCACGUUACGCCAUGUUAUCAAGCACGAGUCGUUGAGAUCUGUCAGCUCUCCUCUGCCCGGCUCCAAUCGCAAUUCCAUGCAUUCGAUCUCAGACUCUCCCCAUCGACUGAUCCACAAAAAGGCCCGCCUAAGCAAUCAGAAUCGUUGGAGCUUUGGUUCUGAAGUGUCCCGAUCAUACAGUCUCGCCUCGAGUGCAGUACUGCCCAAGACUGAGGUAAUCCGAGUGGCUGUUAUUCCUGAAAGAAGCUCAUCAUUGACUUCGUCUGGUACCAACAGCAAGAGACAGUCUCUCUCCACAGAUUCCAAGACUUCACAUUCUCGAAAGGCUUCAGACCCUCCCCCAACCUCUUGGCAGCAUAAGCGAGCAUUUUCAGAUGCACUCGAUCGAGGCAGACAACAGCAACAGCCACCAGUCAUACCCACCCGGAGCUCUUCACUUUCGGCCCCGACUUCAAGGACCACUUCUCGGGCCAACUCGAUCACAUCUGAACAUCUACGAGUUCGACGCCAACAAGCAGAGACCGACUUACGUAAGACUCUGGACAGGAUGGAGUCUGAGCGAUUGAUACAGAAUUUGGAAGACUGGGGGCUUGAGAAGCAGAGCACGACUCUGGACAACAAGAUAGAUGAUCGUCCAGCCAGGAAAUCCAUCGGUCGAAGCACCACGAGAAGUAGCUCGCUUCCUGCGAUGUUCUUAGCCCCACCUGGUGAAGUCGAAGAUGGAACACGCCACAAUGCUUUGGGUCUGGUUUUGCCCGGUUCAACUGAGUGGGCAGCGCUUCGUCCGCCAUCGGUCCUAGAGACUCCCUUCUCACAACCCUCAUUCCAAUCAGCUUCACCCGAAAUCAAUGAGGCAAGAGCAGUCAAUUUUUUCCCACACAACAACCACUCCUUACAGCUCAUUGAACCAUUUGCGAUACAAGAAUCCAGAGCCGUGCUGGAGGUCCAGAGACGCAACUUGCCACAAAUCGAGGUGGACUCCCCGCUGAGAAAUCCCAGAAGCCCACCAGAGCCACCGCAGUUCAAUUUCAUUCCACCCACGCCAGGAGAUGAGCAUGACCACCAAUUAGGGUUCGGUAUGGCAAAGGCUAACGGCCGUGGAGGAUCCAUGAGACGGCCCGGGGCAUCACGACAACGGUCUGAGUCAUUCAUGAACUCUCUAUCAAGAAAUCUCAGCCUGAAAAAUGCGCGCAACCGUAAGGCGGACCAAGAACUUGACAGUCAGUUGCACCCAUUCUGGCGACCGCGUGCCUUCUGGGACGACAUUGACAAUACACGUACCGAGGUUUCUCGAGAAGCGCCCGUGCACAAGGGGAUUGUGAGCAACUCCCUCGGCCUGCCUCAGGAGCGAACAGUGAUCAACGGUCCUGCCUCACUGAUCCGGCGCAUCUCGGAACGCCGUAGAAGCAAGAAAGGGGUGGUGAGACAGUCGAGCCACGGAAGCCUGGCGAGGAUUCGGGCAACUCGACACCUACACAAGUCGUCUGGUAGGGGACUGCGGCUGCAUUUUAUUAGUUUACAAGGGAUUCAGGACCGACUCUUGCAUGCUAAACAACGAAAAGAAGAUGAAAGGAGAGAGAGGAGAAGGGCAGUACUGAGGCGGAGCAUUGGUGCUAAUGUGAUUGCACAGGGGGAUUCCAGGUUCCCAGCGAGCGAUACCAGUCUUUCGAGAACCAUGUGA
Exophiala bonariae is the source of this 2793-nucleotide messenger RNA. RefSeq lists its product as uncharacterized. Bases 1 to 2793 code for a protein of 930 amino acids. Lineage: Eukaryota; Fungi; Ascomycota; Eurotiomycetes; Chaetothyriales; Herpotrichiellaceae. The record is from RefSeq and is a predicted model, not a curated record. The transcript has a single exon.